GACUAGACAUAGUAUCUUCUUUUCAUCACUUAUUGCAGUGGCGUAGCUGGUAAUGCUUGCAGUACAUUGGGACAAGGCACUGUAGUGCCAAGGAAAUCUAGGCCAGGUGGUUUUCACCUUCCUUUUACCAUGCCUCCUGUCAAAGUUCUCAGUUGUGCUACGCCGGUCCUGCAUUUCGGGCUUGGGGAUCAAUUCUACAAGGAAGCCAUUGAACAUUGCCGUAGCUACAACUCAAGACUGUGUGCUGAGCGCAGCGUGCGCCUCCCCUUCCUUGACUCUCAGACUGGAGUGGCCCAGAACAACUGCUAUAUCUGGAUGGAAAAGAGACAUCGGGGACCAGGCCUAGCACCAGGACAGCUGUACACAUACCCUGCCCGCUGCUGGCGCAAGAAGAGACGACUGCACCCGCCUGAAGACCCGAAGCUGAGGCUGCUGGAGAUAAAACCUGAAGUGGACCUGCCUCUGAAGAAAGAUGGAUUCACAUCAGAAAGUACCACACUGGAAGCCCUAUUAAGAGGUGAAGGGAUUGAGAAGAAAGUGGAUGCUAAAGAAGAAGAGAACAUCCAGGAAAUACAGAGGGUUCUGGAAAAUGACGAAAAUGUAGAAGAAGUGAAUGAAGAGGAGGAUUUAGAAGAAGAUACUCCCAAACGAAAGAACAGGACCAGAGGACGGGCCCGUGGUUCUGCUGGUGGCAGGAGGAGGAAUGAUGCCUCCUCUCAGGAAGACCAGGAUAAACCGUACGUCUGUGAUAUCUGUGGUAAACGUUACAAGAACCGGCCAGGGCUCAGCUAUCAUUAUGCUCAUACUCACCUAGCCAGUGAAGAAGGAGAUGAAGCCCGGGAGCAAGAGACACGGUCCCCCCCUGUCCACAGAAAUGAAAACCACAGACCCCAGAAAGGACCAGAUGGAACUGUCAUUCCCAAUAAUUACUGUGAUUUCUGCUUGGGAGGUUCCAGCAUGAAUAAAAAAAGUGGUCGGCCAGAAGAACUAGUGUCCUGUGCAGACUGUGGACGCUCUGGUCAUCCCACCUGCCUGCAGUUCACCCUGAACAUGACAGAGGCUGUCAAAACCUACAAGUGGCAAUGCAUUGAGUGCAAAUCCUGCAUCCUCUGUGGAACCUCAGAGAAUGAUGACCAGCUACUCUUCUGUGAUGACUGUGACCGUGGCUAUCACAUGUACUGUUUAAAUCCCCCCGUGGCUGAGCCUCCUGAAGGGAGCUGGAGUUGCCACUUGUGCUGGGAAUUGCUCAAAGAAAAAGCGUCGGCCUUUGGCUGCCAGGCCUAGGGGGCUCCCCCAGGAUGCAGGAUGUCAUUUGCUCCCAUCGAGCUGGUAUCAGCACACAAUUUCUAAACUCAGACCAAGCACCCACACCCACACACCUAGACAGACCAACACAAAAGAAAAGAGUCACAGAGGGAAACACAUGGACACUUGAAAACAAGAGGAGGUAUUUCUUUGCCUCCUUGGGUAGGUUCCAUGACUUCAGACAGCCCCCUCCUGGGUCUUAUUGGAAGGAAUUUAUACUUUUCAAGAAAGAAAGCUCCAAUUCCUCCCCCUGUUUUCUCUCUCCCCCACUUCCCCAUUGAAAUUUCCCUCCCUUUUGUCUGAGCAUUGAAGCUUUCUCACUGGUUUCUGGGCUAAAUGGAAGCCGUUCUGUGAACACUGAAUAGUCAUUCUUGUGCAGUCUAGUGUUUUAUGUUCUCUCUGUUCCAAGAAACCUUCAAUGAUUCUCCAACCCUUUGCCCUCUCACUUCCCCUCUCCUCCCCCUUCAGUAUUCCCACCAGGCAAUGAUGCCUUCCACCCUUUCACUGGUUCAAGAGGAACGAUCGUGACUCAUGACAUGCCUCAUUGGGAAUUUCCUGGUCCCAAAGGGGUCAUCAUCCUGAAAAUCUGAGUUGCCCCCAAACUGCCCUCAGAGACUGUAUGUGAAAAAAGUUCUACUUUCCUGCUGCCCCAACUGAAUAUCCAAUGGCAUGGAUAACCCCAUGGGGUCCAAAUCCACUAAAUCAAACCAUUUGAUAGGAGAGUGGGGAAAAAAGAGCAGGGAGGAGAGAGAAAGGGGAAGAGCAUGAUGGUAAAAUGUAAAUGAAGUCUUGUGCUACCAACCAGUGUUUGCUGCUUGCUCCCUGACCAAGAGAAGCUUUGGAAGGGACCAUGCUGUCUGGCUGAUUUAGAUUUAAUCCCCUGCAUUGAAGUAUUUUUUUUUGGGGGGGGUAACCUAAUUUAAGAGGCAUUAUAAGCAUAGAUUCUGGAGAGAAAGAGAAAGAAACUUUCCUUCUAACCAAACUUUUGGAUCAGUUUUUCUUGAUGGAACUCCAGGAUGGUAGCGUGGAAUACCAGGAGGCCAAGGUGAUGCCUCUUUUCCUUAGGUGAGGGAUAAUAAGCCAAGUAUAUAGUUUGGCAUUAAAAGCCCUCUCAGUAUUGACAGUGUAAGUGGCACCAGGAGUGUUUUUUGCCAAGGAACUUUCUUAAUCGUGACAGUAUAUUUUUUGCUGUGAUAAAUAGAAACAUGACUCUUAGGUGAAUCUUUUAGGUAGUAGAUUGAUGAUCACUGGUCAUAUGAGAAGCAGGCUGAUAAAGCAGAUAAAGAACCAAUUUCAAAGACAGGAGGUUCUGAGUUCAAGUCCUGCUUCUGAAACAUAAUGGUUAUGGGAUCCUGAGUUAGUCAUUCAAUGCCCUCAGGCAAAUCUCUUUGAAAGAAAAUAGAAGAGCAAGUGCAAAUCAGCUUUAGUAAAGGGACUUUCCUAGCUAUAAGUUCCCUCUACUCAUGAAGUCACAAAUCCAACCUCCCCUUCCUCCUCACACACACACAAAAAAAGCAAAGAAUUAAAAUCACGAGAUUAAAAAUAAUGAUUCAGAAGCAUCAGUUUUGGAGAUUCCUUGACUUUCAAAUCUCCCUAUGUGAUUUUACUUUUUAAAAAAUGAACUAGUACUUGAAAGUAGAUGAUGAUCAGUUCAUAUUCUAAAAAUGGUGAGAAUUCUAAGAUGGCCCCAUGGGCUGGAACUUGUCAGGCUGCCUUUGAAAUGGGGCAGCGGGUUUCUAGAAAAUCAUUUGCCCAAAGGGCAGGUCUCUGCAGUGGGGACCCUAGCGCAUGCUCUGUUUCCCUGGUAUCAGCUCCAGCUCCUUGGUCCAGCUCCUGACUACAAAGGCAGAGGUUAUUUUUAGCCCACAAACUCCCCCAAGAAGCCCGCUGGGAUUCGGGGUAGCUGGCCACUUCUGCUGCUCUGUUUGCUUUCGGAUUUGGCAGGAGCUCACGUUUCCUGUGCUAAUUGCUGGCAGUCAGUAAAUCAAAUGCAGCAUGGGGGGUGGUGGGGGAGUGGGGAGCUGAGCAUUUGGUCUUACCCCUUUCUGUAACCCACUCCUUUGGCUGAAGUGACCCAUGACAAGAGACGUGGGUCAUUUUCCUGCAGGAGAAUGUAGGCAAUGAGUGAUUUACACACAUGCAUAAUGAUCUCAUUUCAAAAGACUGUCCAGAUGGAAAUCCCACCUUCUUCCCAAGACAUUUCCUUCUCCCUCCUGGAAAUCCUACUUUGGAUUAUGAAGGACUGAGUAUUUGUGAAGUCUGGAGGUGGUGUUUUGGAGGCUGACUUUGGCCACACGUGAUUUGUUUGUUUUCCCCAUUGCUUAGCUGGGAGAGUGAAGUUAGAUGGACUAUUUUCCGUCUCUGAUGAGGAUGACCCUUUCAUUCUCUCAGGACACAAAGGGACAAUGUUGCAUGCUGCUGAUGGUUGAUUAUCAAGUUUAAAAAACCAUUCCAAUUUGGUAUUAGGGGAAAAUUCCUUAAAAUAAUUACAGAUGCCACAACUCCUUAAAAUAUUUAUAGAUAUAUACAUAUAUGUGUGUGUACACACACACACACACACACACACCCCAAGCCCAAACCUUGGGACUCAGAUCCUUGUCUGACAAAUGAAGACUUUGGCGUCUACCUCUAAGGUCUUUCUAAUAUUCUGUGAUUCUAUAAAAUCAGUUGACAGUGCAGGUCUCUUUGUAGUGUGCUCUGAAAUCUGCUUGUCCUGCAUCAUUGCACACGACAAGGUUGUCCAGUAUUCUGUCUGCAGGCACAUUUGCUCUGAUAGCAUAUGCUGAAAAUAUAGUUAUCAAGUUUCCCAAGCUUAUGAAAAAUAACUCACCAGCAGUGACUGCCAUAAGGAGCUGGAUAGACCACAUGACCAAGGAUGCAAGAAUCUGGAAUGGGACCAUCCUUAGAAGGUUGAUGCAUGCUGUUUCCCAGUUUUGCUAUUUUCUUGAGGAAAGACCCCAGGAACCUCCUUUCAUCUUAUUGUACUUUAUUUACCCAUCUAGAAAGCAGGGAUAGCAAAAUUGAGAGUGGGAGUCCAUUUUCUUCAGGAUAAUUGGAAGGUACCAAAUUGGAGGCCCAGGAGCAGUGUAAUUUAAGGGGAAGAAUAUUGGACAUUAAUUCAGGAGACUUGGGUUCCAAUCUUAACUUUGAUACCUCAUAGCUUGAUACCACUAAGUCAUUUCAUACCUCCACUCUGAAAUUCCUUAUCUAUAAAAUGGGCAUAAUCAUACUUUCAUUUGCUCCCUCAUGAGAUUAGUGUGAAGGGAAAGCUUUGUAAACUGAAAUCACCCUGCCAUUAUUAGAUGGCACCAAAUAUUGCUUAAUCUGAUUUUAAAGGGAAUAAGCUAGAAAAAUUUAAUUUACCAUCUCAUUUGAGCCUUGGGGAGCGAAAAAUUAAAAUUUAGAGAUGUACUCUAGUAGCUACAAAAAUCUAGACUGCAUCCAAAGUAACUUCCACUUUUACUUUCUUUGUGUAAGUAUAUUAGAGUCAGAUGAAAUGUGGUAUAGUAGAAAGAACAAUAAUGGUUCUUGAGUCAAAAGAUUUGAGUUCAAAUCUUAUCUUUGCUGAAUACUGGUUGGAUACUUUGGGCAAAUCAAUUAACCUUCUUAGGCCUCAGUAUCCUCAUCUAUAAAACUGUAGGGGUUUGACUAGAUGACUUUUAAGGUUCUUUACAGUGGAUCAAAAAUAGGUCAAUAGAAGUUCAGUAAUUAUGGCAAGACUACACCAAAGAUAUCUUAGGUCUACCAUGAUGUAUUUGUGAACUGAGUGGAGGGGGGAUGGAAUUUUAGAAGUGCAAGUUUGAAUUUAGCCUCAAUUAUCAAAGUAUUGUGACUUCAGGGAAGCAAUCUUAUUUAGUGGAAGAAAGUGUUGCUAAAUUUGCAAUUAGAGCACCUGGGUUCAAAUCCUGGGUCUGCAAUUUACUAUAAACAUGAGUGUAUAUGACUGCAGACAAGUCAUUUAACCAUUCUGGAUCCAAGGUUCUUUAUUUUUUAAAUGAAAGCAUUGGACUAGAUGGCCUUUAAAGUCUUGCUUUUAAAUCUGUGCUAUGACCUCAAUUAGAGGGCUAAGGAACUAAGGAUAGAGGAUUAAGUAAAGUGAGGAGGGAGAACUCAGACUAGAGAAAUGCCAUUGAUUUAAGCAAAUCUAGGCAUAGCUGUGCCCCUAGUAGAAGACUCCAUUAAGGGAUAUCAAAACAGCAAGAGAUAGUCUUUAGGGACAGUUCAGAGAUGCAGUGGAUAGGGCACCAGACUGGAGUCAGGAAGACUCCUCUUCCUGAGUUUAAAUCUGGCCUUAGACACUAGCUGUGUGACCCUGGGCAAGUCACUUAAUCCUGUUUGCCUCAUUUUUCUCAUUUGUAAAAUGAGCUGGAGAAGGUAAUGGCAAACUACACCAAUAUUUUUGUCCCUCAAAGAAACGCCCCCCCCCCCAUAAGAACUCAUGAAGUCACAACCAAACAUCAACAAAGAUAGUCCUUAAUUCAAUAAUAUUACUGCCUGCCUGAUUGCUUUUCCUGCCCUGACUGCUGCUUGCUGUUAGCAGGGAGCUAAACAGUAGGGUGAAGGGUAGCCAUUCUAGCUCACAGAAAGGUUGAUUUAAGAAGGAUUUAAGAGACAUUGAGUCCAUCUCUUUAUGCUGGAGGAAGCCCAGAGUGUUUUCUGCCUGCCACCCCAGAGCCCCAUAUUGAAGAGAAGGAAGGUAAAAAAAGAUAUAUUUGAGUCCAACCCUCCAAAUUCUUUUCUAUCUCUGGCAUUGUGUCAAAAAAUGCUUCUAGACCUAAAAUCAAGGCAGUUUGAGGCAAGCAUUCAAUAUGGAAAAGUGAAAAGAGCAUUGGGGCUGAAUUUAGAUGACCUCAGGUUCAAAUCCCAGCUCUGCCACUUAUUACCUGUGUGACCGUGGGUAAUUCUGAACCUCAGUUUCCUCAUCUAUAAAAUGAGAGCUUUGGACUAACUGACCGCUGACAUUUCUUCUAGCUCUAUGAUUUAGAGAAAUCAAUUCACUUCUGUGUGGUUCCAGUUUGUCUUUUUUGAAAAAUGCAUUAUUUAUUUCUUUAAUAUUCUUUUUUUUUUUAAUUUUGAGUUCCAAAUUCCUUCUCUCUCUCUAACCCCUCCCAUACCUACUGAGAAGGCAAACAAUAUGAUAUCAGUUAUACAUGUGGAACCAUGCAAAACAUAUUUCCAUAUUAGCCAUCUUUCAAAAAAAAAGAAAGAGAAUUAUAUUUCAGUUUGCACUCAGAGUUCAUCAGUUCUCUCUCUGGAAGUCAAUAGCUCUUUUUUUUUAUCAUGAAUUCUUUGGAAUUGUCUUGGAGCAUUGUAUUGCCAGGUCUUUCCCAGCUGAUCAUGUUAGGAUUCCAUUUUUCCCGCUGAUAAAUUGGGACUGUGGACUAAUCAGUGGUCCCUUUUAGCUUUCAAUCAUGUGACUAGAAGUGGUUCUCUUGAACCUGGCUGCCCUCUCUUCUUUCAGAGUUUGAGUUAAAAUGUUUUAGAACAAAAAUCCUCAUCUGGAGCUGAGUACUGGAGGUGGAAAUGGCCCAGCACCACAGGGUCCUCUCUUUGUCACUAGAUCAGGUAGAGUGGGCAGGCCACAGCAGGAAGAAUAGCUUCCCCCAAGAAGUUUCAUUCUUUUGACUCUUGCCACAUUGGCGGCUGUGGGUGGGUGGAAGGGAGGGUGGAUGCCAUCAGAGCCUUGGGAAGAUAACAGGUUUUAAGGAUGGGGGAGGGUUUGGAUUUCACAGUGAUGGCUUCAUGAUACCCUGGAGAGUUACAUUCAUGGUGCAUUUUAGUCCUCCUGCUCUGAACACAGCACGGUUCCUUUCAACCCCUCCCUUCUCUCUGGUGCAGAGAUUGGAAAAAAAAAAGGUUCAAAUAUUUUAAGGAAGAAAAAUGAGAUGAUUGUUAUUAGUCUUUCUACAGGAGCAAGUUUGGGAAGUCAGAGUUUGUGUUUUGUUAUUGAUGGCUGUUUGGGGAAAACAUUAUUUGGAGUCUUAAUUUUUUGUGCUCAGAUGUGGUUGCAAUACAUCUGUACUACUAUAGUUGGUUCUCUUCACUACAGUUUAGGGAAGGGGUAUUUAUGGGAUGGAGGGUGAUUGAAGGAGGAUGACUGGGAAGGUGGGUAACCAUGAGUACACUUCAUAUGGGUAGCAGUAGAAUAGGUCAGGGAUGCUUAGCCAGGAGAAGAAAAGACUCAGGGGAACCAUUGUCACUGUCUUCAAGUCUUUGAAGGGUGUCAAAUGAAAAGGAGAUGAAACUUAUUCAAUUUGGCCCCAGAGGGCAGAACUAGGAGCAACAAGAGCAAGCUGCAAAGAAGGGAAUUUAAGCUUGGGCUGGAGAAUUCUGGGUCUACAACUUACUUAUGGCAAGAUUUGCUUUUCUAGUGUGAAGGGGACUGAGGUCUCUUUGUUGUUGUUCAGUCAUUCUUCAGUCUGAUUCUUCAUGACUCCAUGAGGCAUAGCAUGUCAGGUCCUUCUAUCCUCCACUAUCUCUCAAAGUCUGUCCAAGUUUAUAUUCAUUGCUCCCCUGACACUAUCCAUCCAUCUCAUGCUCUACCAUCCCUUUCACCUUUUGCCUUCAAUCUUUACCAGUAUCAGGGUCUUUGGCAUGAGUCGUGUCUUCUCAUUAUUUGGCCAAAGUAUUUAAGCUCCAGUUUCAGUAUUUGGGCUUCCGGGGAGGAGUCUGAAUCCCUUUCUUUAAGUAUUGACUGAUUUGAUCUCCUUACUGUCCGAAGGAUCCUCAAGAAUCAUCUCCUCCAGAUCCAGGCUAACCUAGUUUUGAUUGCAGAGUUCUGUGACUGAAAAGUUUACACAUAGAUCUACUUUAGAUGCUCUCACUGGCAGCUUUACUUAAGUGGAGAACAAAACUUCUCUCUCAUCUCAUCUUUGAGUUGUCCUAGGGAAUAGAGGAAAGAUCUGAAAGCCAAUUGAGAGUAAGAAGGUUCACAUUCGUAACCUGGCUCUCCUAUUGAUGACCCCCCUCACUACUCAAGGUUUCCUCAUCUAUAAAAUCAGGGGACUGGAGUUGAUGAAUUCUAAGGUCUCUUCCUUUUCCAAAAUGUUAUAGGCCUAUCUUUCUAGGACUCUGCAUUACACACAACCCUACCUCUUCUGCUUGCCAACUUAGGGCCAAGAUCUUCUUUUAAACCCUUACCUUCUGUCUUUGAAUCAAUACUAAGUAUUGAUUCCAAAGCACAAGAGUAGUAAGGGCUAGGUUAAGUGGGGUUAAGUGACUUACCCAGGGUCACACAGCUAGGAAGUGUUGGAGGCCAAAUUUGAAGUCAGGAUCUCUUGUCUCCAGGGCUGGUUCUCUAUCCACUGAGCCACCUAGCCGCCCUUCAGGGCCAAGUUCUAAUGAUGCUAUAGGGACACUUUGAAAAGAUCCCUAUAUUAUCUUUAAGUAUCAUGCUCUAAUAUUGGCAGUCCAUUUCUUCUUUCCUUGAAUCCCUUUACUCUGCCCUUCCAUGUAUCAUAGUUCUUGAAUCAUUACUGUAAAGAGCCAGUUGAGUCCUGGAGCCAUUGCUAACAAAUGGAAUUGCCAUUAUGUUUCCUUCCGGGGUCCAGUGCCACAAUAAUGCUAACAAAUGGAGUUUCCAUCUGUGACCCUGAUACAGUAAUAUCAUCUAGGGUUUGAUAGCAUCUUUCAGCUUGACACAAUGUAUUUGUCAAGUCUGGGGAAGGGUGAUGGUAGAAAGUAGAAGGAAAGAAUAGGGAGAGAAGGGUGGUGAGGCAAUUUUCUCUUAGUCAUUGAGGUGACACAAUUUUUCUAUAUGUAGAGAUGCUUGGGGAAGACUUGGACCCCAUGUUAUCCUAUCCAUAAUAGGGGCUUAAUAAAUGCUUUUUGAAUUAAGGGUGCAUAUCUAAUCUUCCUAAAAUAAAAUUCUGAUGUUCAACUAUAGCUUAGACACAGGGAAUUAGCAGCAUUCAAGAAAAUGCUAUUAGUUCUGGGAAUUUUAAUGGAAGAAAAACAUUUAAGUAAAAAAAGAAGGAAAAGCAGGAUUAUUCAAAUCCUUUAUCUAGAGAAUAUGGUUCUAGAUUAAAGUGUACUUCAAUACCUUCCCCCCAAUGCUAUUAGCCCUGUUCUGGAGUCAAUUAGCCCAUGAGUUUGUCUCUAUCUUUUGCCCUUCAGUGGGUAUAGAAGGGACUGAAGCUAUUAAAAUUUUUUUGAGGCUCCACUAUACAAAGGUUCUACCACUACAGUGUCACUAAAACAAGGUAGGUAGAACUGUCCCUUUCUUCUACUUCUACUUCUCCGUUCUGGCUCUAUGUGGCUUUGUUGUGGCUUCUUUCCCUCUUCAUCUCUGUCCUAUGUGUUCAUUUUAACCCAAUUUCCCCUAAAUGUCAAUGAUAGAGAACAUAGAAUGAUUUGGCUUGUGGCUUUCUAGGGAUGGGCCUGCUCAUUUCAUUUAACCAUAUGUCCUUCCAUUUGAAAAUUAUCAUCCUUCAGAGGAGCUCAACUGUAUUUGGGCUGAGGAAAAAAUGCUCAGCUCCAUUUAUGGAAUUUUCAGAGCUCAGUGACCUCUGUGGAUCUGGCCACAAACCAUAGCCAUCAGCAUCCAGAGGAGAGAACCAGAAGGGCUAAAUAAGUCCCUCGCAAUAGAGAUGGCACUUGAUCUCUCAACUUCAACUUUCUCAUAUGCCACAUGAGCAGUUUAGAUGAACUUCUGACUUUCAACUUUAUGAAUCUAGAUUUAGUGCAAUUGGGGAAGAGAGCUGAUUGUAGAGUCAGGAAAUCUUGGGUUCUAAAUCCAUCUCUCUAUAUACUGACUGUAACCCUGAGCAAAUCUCAGUGCUCUAGGAAGCUCCCUAAGACUUUACAUUUCAGAGAAGGUGCUGACAUUGAUUAGUGGAAGGGGAUCUCUCAUCUGGGAGUUACUCCCUAUAACACUGAAACCACAGUUCCAAUCCCCAGAUGUAUCAUCUUCCAUUGGGUUCAGUUGGGUGGUUGCCCAUUCUGCUCUUCCAGCUAUGGGGAAGAGAUGUGCUCAGAGUGUCCCUGGGAACUCUCAGAGGGGAAGAAGAAUAUUGAUUCCAAGUGGGCUCUGGCCAUCCGUAUUCAAGCUGCCUUCACAGAUUUGUUAUCUUUAAAGGAGGAAUUGGGUACUAUUUGGAUUCUGUGAAAAGGAGAUUUUUAAAGAUUGUGGAAUGGAUAAAUUCCUAGCUAAGAAGUGUCCUGUGGCACAUGCCAGCUGGUGUAACCCCUUCAGUCUUGGGGUUUUUACCAAAUUGGCUAAAAUAGGAAAUAAAAAUGAGACAACACUAAAGGAGAAUGCUAGAGAUGACAAUGUGUAUUAGAGGAUCAUAAAAUCAUAAGUUUAGAGCUGGGAAAGAUUUCAGAGGCCAUCUAUUUCAUCCCUAAAUUUUACAGAUGAGGGAACCAAGGCCCAAGGACAUAUCCAAGGUCACAUAAGGGUAUAUCCAGCCUUGAGUCAACUCAUUCCUUGCCUCCCUGCUUCAGUUUCUCCUUCUCUUUGUUUCCUGCCCCUGGCAAAAAGCUUUGAUUUGCUCUGCCAGUGACCUUGCAAUCAAGAUAUGCCAAGACUUUCCCACUCCUCUGCCCCACCAGAGGGCCAGGGCCUUGCCAAGGAAAGGAAAUGUUUGUGCUGAUGGCUAUGUUUCCCAGUGCUGGUCAGAGGACAACAGGAGCUGGGGCUGGCAGGCAGCCAGAGCCCUCUUGGGCAGAGAUAUAAUUACUAAUAAUGACCUCCAACUCAGGCAGCGACUGAAAUGGCUGUUCACGACAGGCACCAACCGUAGUCUGGUUUGUGUAAUGCAAAUAAAUACUGUUGGUGUAUGUGUGUGGCUAGGGGAGGAGAGGGAGGGCUGGAGAAGGAGGGGAGAAGGGAGGAUGAACACAUGCCUUUCAGAAAUGGAGGCAGUCUCAUGGUGCCCCAGAGACCAGUAGCAUCAACCUCACCAACUUCCUGGUAAUCCUUACAAAUCACUGCAUCUCAUUUUUUUUCCUCCAUGCAUCUGACUAUCAUUAGUAUCGAUAUUAUUAAUAUUGAUUUUUGUAAUAAGCACACGACUACACUUUCAACUCAUUUAUUUUCCUGACUGAAAUGAACUCUGUGUUGAUCUAGAGUAGGAGGGACAAUCUGCCCCAAAGCUGGGAAAGAAAACCCUUUCACUCCCUUGCUCUCCCCCACACAAAUCAUGCCAACGCUUAGUAACACAAAGAUGAUGCUUCUGCCUCCCUCAGGCUUUUUGAUCCUCUCUCAAGUCUGAGACAGGACAAUGGCCAAGGAGGGGCAUUCCAUCGGACAUUUUGUUUCUGGAAAGACAUCCAUAUCCAGGAUUCCCUACAUUCCUUGACCUCAUGAUUAAAUUUCUUGGGGAGAAGUUUGAUAGUAGCCUGAACCCAGAAGCCAAAGAACUGAAUCUUCUUUUUAAUUUUGUACUCAUAGGGACUCUAGAGCUUGGGUUUGGACUGGAUUUUCUAAUCUACUUUCUCCAUUCCUUUUUAGUGGCUUACUUGCUUAAAUAGAACUCUCCCCUCCCUCUUCUUCCUCCUUCCCUUCCCCUUCUUUUCUUUCCUUUUCAUCCCUCCCCACCAACUCUACUCUUUUGCUCUUCCCCUCCUCUCCCCUCUUUCUUUUCCUCCCUUCUCCUCUCCUUCCCCUGCCCUCUUCCUUUUCCUCUCCCUCCCGAUCUUUUUUCUUCUCUUCCCUUCUCCUCUCCUCUUUCUUCCUCCCAUCCCCUCCUCUCCUCUCUAUGUACCAAACAAAAAAUUAGAUUCUAAAUGCUAACGGGUACAAAACAAGCAAAAGAUAUAUGCCUUGCUCUCAAGAAACUAGCAAUGUAACUAGAGAAUCCCAAAUCACAUUCUGGGGGGGAGAAAUGAGAGGUAAUUGAUAAACUUGAGCAAGUGAAUAAUCUGGGCUGCAUAGAUUAGUAUAGGAGAAUGAAAAGUUAAUGGCCCUAGUGACAAGGUUGGUAUAAAUCAAUAGAUCGGCCUUAUUUAAUGUGCAAGAUCAAUAAGAAAUUUGGUUGGGAAAGAAUACAAGUCACCAGGUAAUAUAAAGCAGGGUAACAGUUAAUGAAGAGAGCUCUCCCACUCCGGGGGCAUCUGUGCACCUCCAUUUAGGGAAGGAAAUACAGGGAUCUUCAGUGCUAAUCAACCAACCUACUAAUCUGCCCAGUCACCUGCCCACUCUGUGUCACAAUGUCACUUGCUUGAUAAAUACAAAAUUGAUACAUUGAAUAAAAAUAUUUGGCAGAACUUCAGCAAAAGAGGCUUUAAAAAUACAAGUUUAAAUUUGAACCACAACAGACAUUUCUAAAGAAAACAAACAAAAAACUAUAAUCUUAUGGGCUCAUAGAAUUAGAGUGACAAAGAAUCUUAGAAGUUGUUGAGUCCAACCUGUUUUUCAGAUGAGGAAACUGAGGCAUAGAGACAUUAAAUGACUUGACCAAGACCACAGAUAGUAAAAUUUUGAGGCAGAAUUUGAAAUUAGUUAUUUCUGAGCUACAAGUCCAAUGGUCUAACUUCUACACCUGGCUUUUGUCUGGCUCUGAUUCUUCCUUUCAAGUUUUUAAUCCAGUAGAACCCACUUGAUUCUCUAUUCAAUUAAAUUCUAAUCCACAAGUUGUCUGCUAUGUGUAAGACUGUGAUGGACAGAGGAGAUGUACUGAUAGAUUACUGAGAAGGCUCAGCUAGAGCCUUCUGCUGAGAACCAAAAUGGCUCCACCUGGCUGGAUUAUACACACAGUACUCAAUUGUUGGGGUGGUGGUGGUCUUUAUACUACAGUUUCAGUAAAUUUCCAAUUGUUAUACCAUUAUCAACCAGGUCAUUUUCUGCUCAUCAUUCUCCUAGGAGGCCCAGAUGCUCUUUGAAUUAGUUAAUUAAAUAUUUGAUAUUUCUCAAAAUCAACCCUGCCGUGAAACUAUGAGCCUUAAUUGUGAUAUCAUUAGGAUAGAUUUGGGGAUAUGAUGACUAGCCCAGUAAACUCAGGAGAUGGAUUGGAAUCUGGAUCAGUGACCAGAGUGGUUUCCAUCCUUCUAAGCAGGAAAAAACAGAGCUCAGCUAAUUUUUUUGUGGUUCUGAUUAACAUAUUCAGUUUUUUCUAUGAAACCCGCCCCCCCCAACAACAACAAGCAACACACUGAAAAGUCAAACUCUGAAUGGUUUUGAGAGAUAAAGGAUCAUCACAUUAGAAACAUCUAUCCAAUAAAAUGGAAAUUCAUCAGUUCAAGAGAUAGAGAGCUUUCAAGGCACUGGCCAAGAGAAUCAAAGUCUAAAAUUAAUACUUUCCUUUAUACUGGGUCCUACUGAUGUGUUCUGAUUGACUUUUCCUUAUUGGUGGUGAAAUGUAAGGGAACACAGUGGUCCCAUCCAGAUGCCAGCUGGAGAAAGCAGAGAGGGAGUAAUCAAGAAUGAGAAGAUAAUCAUCUCCAUCAACUAAAAAUGGGGACUGAUUGUUUAAAGUCAACUUUCUUCAAGCUUUUGGUUCCCAAAUCAAAGCCAGAUUUCUGCUCCCAUCCUUCUCCCUAAGAUAAUGCAGGGAGUUUGUCUAGUAAGAUAACAUUUUGGGGAUAGGGUGAGGAAAGCAAUUAAGCAUGAAUAUGGGGGCUUACACAGGGACCACUUACACGUAGGAAUCCAACAUGAAUCUCUCUUUGGGAAGGUACAUUUGGACUGUAAUGAAGGCAACCUCCAUUUAGAGACCACAGACUUGGAACAGAAGGGACCUUAGAGGCUAUCUCGUCAAGUCCUUCUUCAUUUUAUAGAUGAGGAAAUGAAGGUUAAGUGAUUUGCCCAAGGUCACACAGAAGGUGAAUGACUGAGAUGGGAUUUAAAUCUAGAUCCUCCAUUUCCAGAGCUAGUUUUCUUUUCAUUGUACCAUACACAAAGGCUUGCAGUCAAAAGAGUUAUAAAGAGACUCUUCAAAUGCCCUAGCUUCCAAAUGGCUCUCUGGACAAGAAACAUUCUGUUUUUCAGUGUGUGAGGAAUCUGGAACGUGUGAUUCUUGAUGAUAACCCUGAUUUUAAAAGUUGACAGCCUCAGAAGAGUUGAGAGCAAAAAUGCAUCCUGGGUUUUGUUCAGCUUCAAAUGUUUGAAAGCAAGUUGGCAAGAUUGUUUGGAUCUAAGAGCUCUGGCAGGUUUUUGCCAGCCUUUUUUUGAAAGGCCCAACAGCACCCUUACUCUUUGUGGAGGAGGACUGGGGAGAAGGACACUUGAUUAGAGCCAUGUGCAUACAAUAUAGGCAGCCCUGAUCCCUAGAGGUCUAAAGACAGAGGCAGAAACUCAUUCUUCAGGCUGUGGAGGCUAAGAUGCAGAAUUUUAGGGCUGGAAUGGGCCUUGGCAAUCACUUUGUGUAUUGGAGUUCAGAUUAGAGAAAAAGAUGACAUCUGCCUCUUUUCCAUUCCAGUGCAUUCACAGAUGCACUCCUAGGUUGUGGAAUAACAAACCUGAACAAUAAAUAGUGACUCAGACAUUUUCCUAGCCAUAUGCCUUAUUGAUAAUAAUAGCUAACAAUUAUAUAAUGCUUUGAAGCUUGUCAAACACUGUAGAUGUGCAUUAUCUUGGUUUCUCCAUUAGGUAGACAUAUUAGGUAGGAUUAUCCCCAUUUUGCAGAUGAGAAAACAGAUUCAGAAAAGUUAAGUGACUUAUCCAUGGUUACUCAGUUGUCUAAUGCUGGAGGAAGAAUAUGAACAUAGAAUUCUCCUAUUUGAUGCCCACAACCUCCUGUCAUUUUAGUCAUGUCUGACUCUCCAUAACUCCAUUUGGAGUUUUCUUGACAAAGAUCCUGGAGUAGUUUGCCAUUUCCUUCUCCAGCUCAUUUUACAAAUGAGGGAACUGAGGCCUACUGUGUUAAAUGACUUGUCCUGGGUUACAUUGCUAGAAAGCGUCUGAGGCUGGAUUUGAACUUGGGUUUUCCUGACUCCAGGCUUGGUGCUCUAUCCAUUGUACCACCUAGCUUCCCCCACUAUACCAUAUUGCAUUUCAGACAUAAUAAGAAACCAGGGGCCAGAGAAGUUGUGACUUUCCAAAUGGCAUAUAACUGGUUAUUUAUUGUCAGAGGUUGGACUAGAGUCCAUGUCUCCUAAGUCUACCUACAUAGAAUAUGUAUAAUAUGCUUUUCCCUUCAACUCCCAACCAUUCCCAAUUUCAUAGGCUAAGGAAGAAAUGGGUUAGGCGAAGGGACAAUAAUUUUAACUCCAGUCUUUGUCAAAGUCUCCUCUACGUCCUAAAUAAUACAAUUUAUUCCUCCCUAAAAGCAAACAACAUUGUCUUCCUUUUUCAGUUGCUUAAGUCUUCUUGCAUCUCUCCCCUGGGAGAGCCAUUGCCUAGAACAGCUAUGGCAAGGGCUUCCUUGGUACCUCAUGGCUGGCAUGGCCUCGAGUAGCUCUCAAGGCCAUGGUCCUCCUGUGUGAAAGGAAUCUUAAAAAGGAUGAGUUCCCAACUCUGGUUCCAUGUGGAUGAAGGGUUGGUGGAGCCUAUUCUUUUCACUUGAAUGAAUGUCAUGAGCAUGUCCCUGUAGGUGCCAGAGCUCUCAGGAAGACCCCAGAAGGCCAUCCAAGCAUUAAAGCUUUGCUUUUGGAAGACUGAGCACAAGAGAAAGACGCCAGUAGAAGGGGACAUGGGAAAGUUUAUUCUGUUGGUGUCUGGUUCCUCACCCCAUCACCAACCUUCUUGGUUCUAGCUGAAAGGGACCAGGAGUGGAGAAAGGAAGAAAGAAGUAGCUCCCUUCAGCCUUGAAGGUGGGAAAGGAAAAUGAAAGCUACAGUGUUUCCUUUAGUUUUAAAUUUUCUUCCUGUUUAGGCUUGGCUAUGAACACCAAGUUGCCUUUUGCAGGAAACGUGCAUCCCUUGCCCUCUGGAGCUGAACCUUUGGGAAACAUACAGGGCAAAUGCUGACAACAGAUUUUGUGAACUUAAUGAAGAGAGCAAUUGAUUUGGGAAACUGAGCAUUGCUGUGGACAGUAGAUAUUUGCUCCAUUUGGUCCUCUCCAAUUUCUCACAGAUUAAAACAAACUCCCAGGACUCUCCUAACUUGGAUUUUUUCUUUUAGGUGUAAUGUGAUUGUAGUGUGGCUCUGUAUAGUGUGUGUACUACUUUGAUUCCUGUGUCUUAUUAAGAGGCUCUUUCCUGCUCUGUCUUAUACUCGGUCUCCUAAACGUGUCAUAUUUCCAACAUUUUUUAUGGUUCAUGACCUGAAAAAUGACAUGCCAAUUUUGAGCUCUCUGAAGAAGUAUUGAGACGGCCCAGUAUUUUAGCAUUGGAAGAAGGAGUGGCCAACAUCUUCUGAUACUUUCAUCUCUGGUUCUACUUCUUCCCAGAGAACCAGCUCCUUAUUAAAAAAUUUCCAGGAAAAUCAACAGUUUGGAACCAGCUGACACCUGUGUUCACUACUUAGCAACACGGGACCUGCAGAGUGCUUGCCUCUCCUAGUGGUUCUCUUGGAGUUGUAACUAGGAAUUUUCAGGCUGUGGGCUAGUACACAAGUUUUGGAAGGCAAGUAGCCCAAAGCUACCUCCAGUUGAGGGGAGAGAGGGUUGGAAGGGAAUGGGAUGGGACAGGGGAGAGUUCAGCUGAGGGCUACGAGUGCUAUCAGCACCUUCUAAAUUCAGUGUUCUCUAAAUUCUGCUCCCUGGGAUAAAGCCCUAGUUACUCUACUCUAGUUAUGACUCUGGAUUCUCUUUAUAGCUAAAGAAGGCAAUCUGUUCAUUAAAUAGACUGGCCUAGGGGUAUCUCCCAAGAAUACAAUUUUUUCCUCCUUGUCUGGUGGGGUACUUUUCUACCUUUUUUAAAAAAAACUACCUAUAGGAGUUCUCACUUGGAGAAAAGAAGCCCAUAUAUUGUCUCAGAGAGAGAGAGGGAGAGAGACAGACAGACAGACAGACAGACAGACAGAGACAAAGAUAGAUAGAGACAGACAGACACAGAGAGACAGAGAUAGACAGAUAGAAAGACAGAUAUACAAAGAGAGAUUGAGAGAGAGAAAACAGUCAGAGAGAGAGAGAGAGUUGGAGAGAAAAAAUGGUGAGAGAAAUUAUGAGAAAGAAAGAAACUAAGGGAAAGACACAAAGAGAAGGAAACAGAGAGAGAGCCAGAAAGAGGGAGAGGCAGAGAUAGAGACUGAGAGAAAUUAAGGGAAGAGAGUAAAGGAGAGAUUGAGGGAGAGAGAGAACAGUCAAAGAGGCAGAGAAAAUUUGAGAAAAAUUAAUAGAAAGAAAGAAAUUAAGACAAACACAAAGAAGGAAACACACAGAAAAUGGUAGACAGAUAGAAACUGGGGAGAGAGUGGGGGGAGAGAGAGAGAGAGAGAGAGAGAGAGAGAGAGAGAGAGAGAGAGAGAGAGAGAGAGAGAGAGAGAGAGAGAGAGAGAGAGAGAGAGAGAAUAGGAAGUGAAUCAUUGGAUCAUUUGUAUUUGGGACAUCUUGGCUUCACAGUACCUCCUUGGAACCCUACACACUCAAGAGACUGUGUUACAAUUACCCCCAUGCUAUUGUUAGUAUUUUGUCCUGUGGUUGGUUAGCAGUAUUGACUACCUACCUAAACUAAUAUUUUGUCUGCAUCUUAGUAAGUGUAUAAAUGAAUAAAGGUCUUUAGAAUUAA
Molecule: messenger RNA, 17853 nt
Organism: Monodelphis domestica (gray short-tailed opossum)
Lineage: Eukaryota; Metazoa; Chordata; Mammalia; Didelphimorphia; Didelphidae
Gene: DPF3
Product: double PHD fingers 3
Biological process (GO): nervous system development
Cellular component (GO): nBAF complex
Source: RefSeq, a predicted model, not a curated record